Messenger RNA from Gopherus flavomarginatus (Mexican gopher tortoise), 4969 nucleotides. RefSeq names its product protein SSUH2 homolog. The record is from RefSeq and is a predicted model, not a curated record. Bases 67 to 1254 code for a protein of 395 amino acids. NCBI's taxonomy places the organism in Eukaryota, Metazoa, Chordata, Testudines, Testudinidae. Gene Ontology annotation, molecular function: heat shock protein binding. The transcript has 13 exons.
UUGGGUGUGGGUGGGGAGGCGAAGCGGAGCAGCCCAGCACCAGCGUUCGGGACCACCCCGGCAGCGAUGGCAGCGGAGGGCCAGGAGAUCAGAGUUUCCAGCCAGAGUUAUGGAGCUGUUGAUCAGAUGUCUCAUGCCUCUGCUGAAGGAUAUUUUGGUGCCAUCGUUCCUGAUGACAUUACUAGUGGAGAAGAACCAUCUGCUCCCCCUGCUUAUCCCAUGGAUGAUGUCUCUGGCUAUGAAGGCACAGCUCUGGGUGAUGGUGGAGGAAUAGAUUUACCGCCUCCAUCAGAUCUGGUGACUGAUCGUGGAGGUGGGCCCCCUCUAGCUCAAACAGACUGGAGCAUUCCUGCUGUUUCAGAAGAUGCAGCCAAAGAAGCUCUUAUACAGUACGCAGCCAGUAAGUGCUGCUACAGCUCAGCCCCUGCCAAGGAAAUGGUGUUUCGGACUCUGCAGCCAUUCAACACCUACAGAUAUCGGCUAGAGACCUUCACUGAAUCCAGAUCAUCUGAGUGGAAGAUAACACCUUACAAGGGUGAAUUUGUUGACUCUUUUUUGCUUGGGCCAGCUCCUUUGCCAUGGACUGUACAAGUGGAAGUUCCUACCAUGUUCACAGACAACAUAACCAAAGUCAAAGUGCCUCAUACAUCUUCAUUAAAGGGCUGCCAUAAUUGUCGAUGUUCAGGUACAAUUCGCUGCACAAAGUGUCAUGGAAGAGGAAAGGAACAGUGCUGGAUUUGUCAUGGCUCUGGGAAACAACUGAGUAAUGACAGGUGCACACACUGCAGUGGUUCUGGAAGGAGCAGAUGCAACAGUUGUUCUGGUUCAGGCCACAAAACCUGCAAAACGUGUGCAGGAAAAGGACAGUUGCUGUACUACAUUGAGCUUCAAGUCAAAUGGCAAAAUAACGUUUUUGAAUACGUGGCGGACCAAAGAUCUGGGUUUCCUGCUGAUCUCUUCAAGGAAGUCACUGGGCAGAAGAUGUUUGUUGAUGAACAGUCCAUGGUUUACCCUGUUGUGAAUUUUCCUGAUCCUUCCAUAAGUCAGGCUUCCCAAAAUGCUCUUGUGCAACAUCACACUCAGUUUGCAUCCACAUCUCGUGUACUGAGACAGAGGCAAACUAUUGAGCUGAUUCCUCUUACUAAAGUGGAAUACGAGUGGCAAGGGAAACGGUAUUCCUAUUAUGUGUAUGGAGAUGAAAAUAGGGUGUAUGCAGAGAACUACCCCAAAAAGUGCUGCUGCUCCAUUAUGUGACUGACUGAUCUCUUCUCAGAAUGCCAAGGCCAAUGGCUGUUGUCCAGAAACAUACAAGGAAAGGAUUAAUCUAGUACUAUUUUGGUUUUGUUUUGGUCAAUAGAAGUUCAUUGAUUUGCAUGUAUGGGGCAGGCUGCAGCAGGAAGAAAACAGGGGAGCAAAAAGUUUGUCAAGUUGAUUAUUCAGUUUCAGGACUGUAUCCUGUAUGUAUGUCACUGUCUCUGUGGGCCACUGGGGGUUUGCUGUGGAUCUCCCCGUCCCACCCUUGCCACUGGUAAAUGCAAACUCAAUUUUGGGUUACAAUACCAUUUAGUUUCUACAAUUUGUGUGGGCCUAGCCUAAUCUACUUUUAUUCGGGCUUCACUGGGUCUCCUGGUGUUAAUAAGGUCUAAAUUUUUAUGAGUAAGGAAAUACAAGGAAAACAGGUCCUAGAUCUUUUUUUUCCAUUAUCAGUAGUAGUAAAAACGAUGUGACCCAACAGUCUGCUCUGUGUUACAUUACGGAAACCCACUGACUUCAGCGAAGUUGGACCAGUGUAAAUCAAACCAAAUUUUGGACUGAAGGUAAUAACAUUGGUGUGGAUCAAGUAGUGGUGGUUAGUAUGUGGCUGCACUCCAGUAAUGCUGUCUACACAUUUCUCUUUGUUGUUUGUGGAUUCUUUUAUUCUUACCACAACUGAGAGUUCAGUGAUAAUAUGGUACCAGGCACAAGUUGAAAAGGUUUUGCUGUGAACCUUCAGAGUUUGCGACUAGCUCAGCAAAGAGCAUGUGGAUGGUAGUGACGCAUCUUACACUUUUAAAAUGUCUGUCUCCACUGCAGUGCUUGGCUUGCUGGUUCAGCCAUCAAUAAUCUUGUCUGUGGGAAACACAGAGGCAGCAUUUUUAUUCUUCUAAUAGAAUCUCCAAAUGAAGCUAAACAGAGAAGGAAAUAGGACAAAUUGUGGAUUUUUUUUAAAUUAAGUAUAUAGGACAUGACCAAAAGCCUUUUGAAGUCAAUAUGAAUCUUUCCAUGACUUCAGUGGAUCAGGUCUCUAAUGCAUAUUGUUAAUCACCCACUAUCAAAUUCUAAUCUUUCUUGCUGCUGAGUUUUCAGCAUGUUUGGAUCAUACCUCAUUUGCCAUGUGACUGUGAUACACACACACACACAUCUAUAAGUUUCUCUUUCUGUACAAAUGUCAUAGUAAUAAAAGAUGACUAGGUAGUAUUUCUGUAAAGAAUAAAUUUAUCUGGGCAGUUGUGCCAACAACACUAUAGUACUAAUGCCCAAGUGUUUACUUGCACGUGCUUGUCAAAUCCGGUUUUUGUAGGUGGGAUAUAACCAGGGUGGACUGCAUUGUUCUUUUAAAUAGUCAAGUGGGAUUUAGUGAUUGUGAUAAGAGCUCCGGAGAAGCUAUUUGUUCACAUAUCGAGUAUAAGCCAUGGGAGUUUAAACAUCCUCCUGUUCUGCUAACACACUGUCAGUGUGCCCUAACCCUGACCUGGAGGGAUCAACUCUGGGGCUAAGAUGGUAGCUCAGUUGCCUUACCACUCAGUCUUUGUCCUCUGCUAAGACUGUCAAUAGUUCUAACUGGUGUCAGUUGAUUGUUAUUACUAUUAGUUGUGUUGCACGGGAGCCCCACUCAUGAACCAGGACCCCACUGUGCUAGGCACUGUACAAACCCAGAACAAAAAGUAAGCCCCUGCCCCAAAGAACUUACAAUCUAAGUAAGAGUUUACAAUCCAAUUUUGUUGGUUUUGUCCUCUAGGAAAAGGACUGAAAUCACUAACCAAUUUUGCAUAGGACAGGGAAAGGCCAUCAGCUUUGGUGACUCACUUGGAAGUGACCUAGAUGAACCGGUGCUAAUGACUGCAUGGGUAAAAUUUUCAAAAGCACCUUCGUCUCAUUAAACAUGGACUCCUAAGUCACUUAGGUGCUUUUGAAAAUGUUACCCAACGUUUAAUAUUUACUUGGAUAACAGUGUCUCUUACCUAAUAUUUUCUAAGCGAAAACCACUUUCAGACUGAUUUAUUGCUGCAAAUGACUUCUGCAAUGAAAACCCAAAGUAUUAGUCACCAUAAACAGAAUAAUUGAGCUCCUGAUACCAGGAGUCAGGAUCGGGUUAUUUUUGAUGCCACAGCACUAACCUUAUUACCUAGUAUGAUUGUAACACUUCACCAAUUAUAAACAGUCAGCUUUAAAUUCAGGGAUGUUUAGAAAGCAUCUCUUUUCUGAUAGUGAAUGUGAGUUUGGAUGGGAAAUGGAUCAGAAUUUAACAAGACUCUGGUACCCUUUGCUUAUACAUCUAAGGUAAAAGAGGGUUUGUUGUGUAGUAGAAUUGAUACAAGUGUCUGGGGUGAACAUUCUGAUUAUAAAUCUCAAUGAGCUCCAUUGACUUCAGAAAAAUUAUUCUGUAUUUACAUCAAUGAAACUAAGAUCAGAUUCUGAAAUUAAUGUAAUUUGUCUGAUUUUUCAACAGCAGAAUUAUGUGGCUAAACUAGCUACUCCUUUGCCCCAGUCCCAUCUUUCCCAGGUAAAUGUGUAUGUGUGCUGGAAAAAUUUGAACAGGCUGAAUAAUUUAAAAAAUAUGGCUCUAAAUGGUUCUCCUUGUGGUAUUUUUGGAUAGUCUUUGUUUUUAAAAUCUUUAACCAGGAUCUUUUCAGCCAAUCAAAUGUUAUUUUUUCAAAAGUGCCUCAGUGAUUUAGAAGUAGAGCUGUCUGGUGAAACUUCAAGAAAACCAUAGUCCAUCACAAUAUAUAGUGCUGUCAAAAUAAAAAUGCUCUGCUAAAUCAGGUCAAUUUUGCUGGAAUUUAAUUGUGGAAAAAACCUGAGAAAAAGUUUUGAUAUUUUUUGUUUUACUUUGAAACCACAUUUUGUUUUGAAUUGUUUUUAUUUUGCAUUAUAAAGUAUUUUUUUAAUGUCAAAACUAAAACAUUUUGACUCACCUGACAGGGAAAUUCUUCAAAAUCUUCCUUUGCAGAGAAUUUAAAAAUAUUUGGUUUGCAUUCCAAUUUGAAAUGAAGCCAAAUUUGAGAUCUUGAAAUCCUCUAUGAAAUGGAGCAUCCAUCCCUUUCAUAGCUUUACUUAACCUAAAUCCCCAAAACAGCCUUAAGCAAUUAAAGAACCUAAGUCCCACUGAAAGUCAGUGAGUCUUGGGGUCCUAAGUCUGUUUUGAAAAUGGGCUUUAGGAGCUUUUGAAAAUUUUACCCCACAUCUUUUCAGGGAAGAGCAUAGGAGGAAUAUUGUUUAGGUGCAUAUACAGAUAAGCAAUACAACAUUUAAAACAAGAGACACAGAAUGAGAUUUUACUACAUUAUGUUCCUAGCUAUAUAUCCUGUCUUUUUAAAACUGGAAAGAUAUUUCAUCAAAUCAGAUUUACUUUUCCAUAAAUGUUGCAUGGCACAGCAAUAUGUGGAAAGAACAACACCAGUUGCCAGUUUUCAAGAUAUGUCUGCAAGGGAGGAAAAUGUGUUUAGUUUAUUGUAAUAACACAUUUAUAAAUAAAUAAUAGUAUAAGGCUCGCUUCCAAUAGUAAUUUCUUAUUUGCUAGUUUCAAUGUUGUACCAUUUAUUAGUUCUAUAGUGCCAUCUAGUGUGUGAUUUUAUCACUGCAAACACUAAAAUGGUUCCCUUUUUUCUGACAACAAGCCGAUUGGGCUUUUUUCUGUUCUCAUUCACACCCAUUUUAAACAAGUGUAACACGAUGUACAUUGACUUUAAUAAAAUAUUUUGUGUCUUCA